Molecule: messenger RNA, 1215 nt
Organism: Cygnus atratus (black swan)
Lineage: Eukaryota; Metazoa; Chordata; Aves; Anseriformes; Anatidae
Gene: USP21
Product: ubiquitin specific peptidase 21
Biological process (GO): protein deubiquitination
Cellular component (GO): cytoplasm
Molecular function (GO): cysteine-type deubiquitinase activity
Source: RefSeq, a predicted model, not a curated record
AUGGCGGGGCCGCGGGGCGCCACGCUGGUGGAGCUGCCCCGCGAACUGCCCCGCGGCCUCCUGCCCCGCCGGGACCUCCGGGGCCGCGGCGCCGACGUGGCCGAGUCGGUGGCGCAGGCGGCGGUCCUGGGGCUGCUGCUCGUCGGCGGCGAGACGCACCACGCGCUGCUGCUGGGCUCCGGCCACGUCGGGCUCAGGAAUCUGGGCAACACGUGCUUCAUGAACGCGGUGCUGCAGUGCCUGAGCAGCACCAAGCCGCUGCGCGACUACUGCCUGCGCAAGGACUUCCUGCAGGAGCAGCCCGCCGGGCCCCGCGCCCCCCAGGAGCUCACCGAGGCCUUCGCCGACGUCAUCGCGGCGCUGUGGCACCCCGAGUCCACCGAGGCCGUCAACCCCGGGCGCUUCAAGGCCGUCUUUCAGAAAUACGUCCCCUCCUUCACCGGCUACAGCCAGCAGGACGCGCAGGAGUUCCUCAAGUUCUUCAUGGACCGGCUGCACGCCGAGAUCAACCGCAAGGGCCGCAGGACGCCCAGCAUCCUCGCGGACACGCGCCGCGCCCCUGCGCCCGAGGACGCCGACACGCUGAGCGACGACGAGCGCGCCAACCUGAUGUGGAAGCGGUACCUGGAGAGGGAGGACAGCAAGAUCGUGGACCUCUUCGUGGGGCAGCUGAAGAGCUGCCUCAAGUGCCAGGCGUGCGGCUACCGCUCCACCACCUUCGAGGUCUUCUGCGACCUCUCCCUGCCCAUCCCCAAGAAGAGCUUCGCGGGCGGGAAGGUUUCGCUGCACGACUGCUUCAGCCUCUUCACCAAGGAGGAGGAGCUGGACUCGGAGAACGCGCCCGUGUGCGACAAGUGCCGGCAGCGGACGCGCAGCACCAAGAAGCUCACCAUCCAGCGCUUCCCCCGCGUCCUGGUGCUGCACCUCAACCGCUUCUCCACCACGCGCUACUCCAUCAAGAAGUGCUCCGUCUUCGUCGACUUCCCCCUGCAGCAGCUCAACCUGCGCGAGUUCGCCAGCGAGAAGGCGGGCAGCCCCGUCUACAGCCUGUACGCGCUCUGCAACCACUCGGGCAGCGUGCACUACGGCCACUACACCGCCUUCUGCCGCGACCCCUCGGGCUGGAGGCUCUACAACGACUCCCGCGUGUCGCCCAUCAGCGAGAACCAGGUGCCGUCCAGCGAGGGCUACGUCCUCUUCUACGAGCUCCACUGA